AUGACAUGGGACGACUAUGUCCGCCCGCCGGGGACGAACUGGGGAGACCCCUCCAGAAAGGGCUCGAAACGCAAUUUCAACAUCGCCCUUGUCGCAGUGGACUAUUCCGACAUGCCGUUCGUCAUCACUCAGGCUGCGCGGUCGACAGUGUUCAAGAAUCCUCAGCCUGCCGUGUCGGGUAUCAAACGUGAAGACGUCCCGUCUUUCUACAGGGAUAUGCUGAACACGCAGAAUGAGCUCAAUCGUGGACAUACCCUUCACGAGUACUGGAUGGAGGACUCCUCUGGUCGAUAUGGUGUGGACUUGACAGCGUUUGGUCCUUUUCGGCUACGCGCAAAGUCGUAUCAAUACGGCGUCGACAACGCUGCUAACGGCUUCAACCCUGGAGCAUGUCCUGGUGGCGAGCGAUGCUCCAUCAACAUCCGCACCGAUGCCCUGGGCGCAUGGCGCGCGGCGGUAGGCAACGAAACAGCCAGCUCCUUCGAAUUGGUUUUCAUCCUCUCAGCCGGGCAGGAUGAGUCGUCAACGUGGCAAGAGUUUGGCGAAAUGAUGUUCCAGACCAAGGAGGAUGUUACCGACGCCUUCGGGCCGCCCGACGCGAACCUGACAAACUACGCGCGCACACGCUACGUGGAAUGGACCUCUUGGGCCUCUGCCUCGACAAUCUGGCCUAAUGCAGGCUCUGGCUCCUCGACGCAGGCUGAGAGCUCGGGCAUGGGUACAUAUGCCCACGAGUUGAGUCAUCUGCUGGGAAUAGGAGACAACUAUGCCAACAGCUUUGUCGGGCGACGAGACUACAUGGGCCCUUUUGCUAUGCUCAGCCGCGGAUCGUUCAAUGGUCCUGGCGGUCCACACACUCGCUGGCAUAUUCCGGCACAAAGCGGAGGCGCCUUGGGCUCUCUGCACACGGUUCGCGAGAAGACUCAGCUAGGAUUGCUUGAUGCUUCUGAGAUUCAUUCCGUUUCUCGCGAGGAACUGCCUAAAGCUGGCAUUAUUGUCACGGAGCUCAUCGCGAGAUCAGUCCAGCCCGGGGACGAACCCCGCAUCAGCCUCAAGAUCUCGCUCGACAAGGACCUCUCAGCUUGCGAUUACCAGAACGACCCGUUGUGUGAUGGUGGGGGGUUCGAAGCCUACGAGCUUGAAUUGAUAGAUCGCAUGGGAGCUGACUCCUUCGUCACCGACUCGGGCGUCAUGAUAACGAAGACUCGCCGCAGUGGAUCGAACUUCCAAUGGAUCAUUGAUGCAAAUCCGCAAGACAUCAACAUCGUGGACUACUACCGUCCGGACGGAACGCCAUUCAUGCUGACAAUUGGCGAUUACCGCCAGCUUUCAGACGCGCUGUUCCAUGCAGGAACACGUUCUGGUAGUAAGUAUGAAUACAUUGACGCGGCGAAUCGUCUCCAUCUGUACGUCCUUGGAGUUCGUCGCGACCAAUCUGGAGUCUUGUUCUACACCAUUGGAGCACUCUCACUCGAUGGUGCUGGGCCGAGUACACCAGGAAUUAGUCUUGCGGAUGGCAUUACUUCUGGAGGUUCUGCGACCACUCUCGGCGUGAGUUGCACCUUCCAGCUCACCAACACGGGCUCUUUCACCGAGGCCGAGGGCUUGGAUUCAUCGACUACAGCUGCUCUCAAGUCGGACAUCUAUCGAUUGGCCGUGACUAUCGAAGGAGACGGGUGGCAGGCCGUACUGCCGAAUGAGCUGGCUACUGCACGCUAUGGCGAAGAGACGGUUGUCAGCGUUGCUGUGAAAGCCAAAGAUGGUGCUACUGCACAGGCCGUUGUGCAUUUGACAGCCACUUCCGAGUCAGAUCCAUCAGUCCACGCCACAAAGGAGUGCAAAGUCACACUUUGA
This is a messenger RNA of Microdochium trichocladiopsis, 1854 nucleotides long. RefSeq lists its product as uncharacterized. The record is from RefSeq and is a predicted model, not a curated record. Gene Ontology annotation, molecular function: peptidase activity. The coding region runs from base 1 to 1854 and encodes 617 amino acids. Gene Ontology annotation, biological process: proteolysis. The transcript has a single exon. Lineage: Eukaryota; Fungi; Ascomycota; Sordariomycetes; Xylariales; Microdochiaceae.